AUGUUACCUCUCCUUCAAAUGCAUCCUCAUGCGGUGACGCCGCCGCAAUCGAAUCUCGAUGCUUUCGCCGCGUUCCCAAAUAACAACACAUCUUCUUUCAACGAUUAUCCUGCCCGCAACAUCGCAUCGCCGUAUCAGCAGUCUUUUGCGAUUCGUACCUCUCGACCGCAUCGGCACUCUUCAUCAUUCGGCUCGCCCUUUCACCCGCUGCGCCAGGAACAUCAUCUCAGACGCAAGACCCCGAACGGUACUAUCGAUGCCGGGUAUGACGGAUCCCCAUCAUUGUUCUCACAUGGUCCGCCGCCUUCAAAACAUGUAAUUCUGCCUCGGUCGGCGGAUUCUGCAGCAUUUACCCCGAUAGGCCCAUUAAUACAUCAACCGCAUUUCACUCCAGGCAUCGACCGCCAUCGUUCGUCCUCGGUUGGUGAUGCGCGACUCUGUGACGACCUACAAGCUCACCCUGGACCUUCUACUUGGUCCUAUAGUGGUAAUACGGCAUUGCACCAUGGCGCAUUUCCCGGUACCCAAUAUGGCUUUCCACAAGUCGAAGGGCACUAUAAUAUUCAUAACCAACAUGAAGCGAUGGGGAACUAUCCAAGUGCUUAUCAGCCACUAAUAAAAGCUCACGAAUAUAAUGUCAGGGCCUUUUGUCCUCCUCCUAUUGUUAUGAACGAAUCGUUGCCUUUUGGUCAGUUGGCCAUGCACACGCCAUGGAAUUAUCACGCCCAAACCAGAGGUAUCCCAUCACGACAGGUCCAAAGGCACGACCUCCGCCCCUUCCAGCACCAUGGUGCUUCUGAACUCGCAUACCGACCUUCUUAUGCUCCCGCCAUCGACCCAGAUUCCCAAUACCGCCUCGACCAUGAUCCAGGCAUGCCGACACAGUCAUAUCCUCAACCAGCCCAUAUGAGUAGCCAACAGGGAUUCAGAGAGAAGGUACUAUUGCAGGCUCACAAGAUCUAUCUCGAUCUAUUGGCGUACUCGCAAACCAUGCGGAAACCACAUCCAAUCAAAGGAGCACCUGGCCACAACACAUCACCUAGACUUCUGGUAUAUCCGAAACCCCCAAAACCAUCUUUGAGAGUAUCUGAUGGCUCACUUGGGUAUGAGGGUACGUCACUCAAGGUCUCGCCAGAGAACAGUUUGUAUCAGGAUUACCACUCUAGAAGACAUAUGGCUCUCCCCUUUCACUUUAACAACUACUUAUCAACAGUACACACGACGCCUUUCGCGGCAGCCAAGUCUACAUUGGACAUGCUCAGUAACCUCUGCGAGCAGAGUAGCUGGGGCUGGAUCGAUGGCAUAAUGCUAGGAGGCUGUCUGAACUACGGUCUAGAACAAUAUCAAGAGGCACUGGAAUGGUUCUCGAGAAUUACCGCCCUUGACUCGAGUCAUGUCGAGGCAAUUACAAACAAAGCCGCCACUCUUUAUUGCCUAGGUCGCCAAGACGAGGCCGAAAACCAUUGGAUCCGAGCCGUCGAAGUGCAGCCCAACUACUUAGAAGCUGUCGAGCAUCUAGUCGGACUUCUGUAUAAGAAGCGCAGUAAACAAGCCAUCGAGAUCAUCGACCAUGUCCAACGUGCUUUGAGAGUAUCUUCGGUAUGUAAUCUGAAAUGGCAAACUGGCGGUGAUCAGCUAGCUGCCCGAGAUGAUCAGAAGCAUAGUACUUUGAUUCGGAGUUGCUGGGUUGCUAACAGGGAGCAGGCGCAAAACCAACGACACGUGCUUCAUGGCAAUGCAGAAAAGCCUUCCGAUUUUGCAUCAAGCGGUUACGCCAUACCUGGAAGAGAAAACGGACGUAUCCUGGCUCUCAUACAUGCAAAAGGGACCAUGCUGUAUAGUCUCAAAGAAGUGAACAAAGCAUCAGAAGCUUUUGAAGAAGCCGUUUUGAUUAGUGUUGGUCGACAAAUGACUGGUAUACAGGAUCUUGUUCUUCGAAUCCAGACCGCCUUAUUACCAACAACUUCUGCUUCAAAUAGUUAUGGUACACGACCCUUACUACUCCCUCCUGAGCGUGCUCGUCAUACUGCACAACUGGUCUUUGGUGGUACCGGUGCUUUGCCGGGAUUGAGGCAUGUGACUGAAGGCUCGACCAAACGCGCUGCGGUACAAACCACGAGUAACUCGCUAUUAUCCCUAGCAAAGAUAUUUCAGGACUCUUUAUCGAGCGGACAGGGCACCCCAAACAUCCUACGACGCCCCCCUGGGGUCGAAGACAUUUUGGCUCUUUACUACCUGUCUCUAUCGCUUCAGGAAAGCCCCUCCACAGCCAACAACGUUGGUAUUCUGCUUGCUGGUGUUCAGCAAGUUGUGUCCAAUUCUUCGAACGCAAAUGGCGAAACACAUUCUCAGCCAAGCAUUCCUGGGAUUGUACCAGGUAGUGGACUGUCCUUGGCGUUAGCAUAUUAUCAUUAUGGGCUGCGACUAGACCCCAAACAUGUGCAUUUGCACACGAAUCUGGGUAGUUUGCUCAAGGAUAUUGGCCAGUUGGAUAUGGCGAUCCAAAUGUACGAACAGGCUGUUUCAUGCGACGGGACUUUCGAUAUCGCCCUGACCAACCUGGCCAACGCUGUUAAGGAUAGGGGUCGCAUCAACGACGCAAUCACAUAUUACAAACGUGCUGUGAACUCCAACCCAGAGUUCGCCGAGGCCGUAUGCGGCCUGUCCACGGCUCUUAACUCCGUUUGUGACUGGAGGGGUCGUGGCGGGGUCAUGCUCAAGUCUGGGAGAUACGAUCGAUGGCAUGUUGAUGAAAAGGGGCUGCUCAUCGACGCUCGGUCUUUUGGGCACGAAAGUGGUCUCAUUAACCGUGUUGUCAGCAUCAUCAGCCGCCAGUUGAAUGAAGCAUCGCAUUGGGGCCGGGGUAUCCUGAAAGAUAAGUACAUCGCUGCUUUUGCACAACAAAUUCGGGAUCUCGGCUUGGUUGGAUCAUUCGAGCCUGUGCAAGCGCUGAGGAACUGGAGUGACAAGCCAUGGGAGGGUUCGCGCGUGAUCCGUCUAAUAGAGCGAGCCACCCGCGCAACACAAUGGAAAUGGUAUCGCGAUCGUCUUGAAUCUGGCAGCCGAUCGCAUAGCCAUUAUACUCGACUUCGUCUACCGAGCGGACUUACUGUACCCUCCGCACCCACCGUUCUUCCCUUUCACACGUUUACGUGUCCACUAUCCGCAAAAGAUAUACGAGUCAUAUCGCAACGAAACGGUAUCCGAAUAUCUUGUUCAACACUGCGAUUACCAUGGCUACCCUCUACGGUCUACCCCCCACCGCCUCCCCCGAGUCCGCAAUUGAACAUAGGCUAUGUAUCAUCAGACUUUAACAACCACCCCUUGGCUCAUCUAAUGCAAUCUGUGUUUGGAUUUCACAAUCCCCAACGUGUGCGCGCUUUCUGCUAUGCUACAACAGCAAGCGAUCGAUCUAUACACCGACAGCAGAUCGAACGCGAGGCCCCUGUAUUUCGAGAUGUAAGUUGCUGGUCCGCAGACAAGCUGGUCGAGCAAAUUGUUAGAGAUGAAAUCCACAUCCUUGUCAAUCUCAACGGCUAUACGCGGGGAGCACGUAACGAGAUCUUUGCCGCACGACCUGCACCAGUCCAAAUGUCUUUCAUGGGCUUUGCUGGUACAUUAGGUGCCGAGUGGUGCGACUAUAUCUUAGCUGAUAGCACUGCCAUUCCGCCCGAGACACUACGACCCUGGCGUGGAAACUUCAAAAUCACCGACGUAUUCAAGGAUGAGACUGAAGACGACGAGGAAGACUGGAUGUAUUCCGAGAACAUCAUAUUCUGUCGCGACACGUUCUUCUGCUGUGAUCAUGCUCAGUCAAGCGAUGCUGGCGAGCGUUUGAUCACUUGGGAAGAGGAGGAGGAACGUCGCUGGAAGAUGCGGAAGGAACUUUUUCCUGCUUUGGCUGAUGAUACCAUCAUCAUGGGCAACUUCAACCAACUGUACAAGAUCGAGCCUACGACUUUUCGAACAUGGUUGCGCAUCCUGGCACAGGUUCCGAAGGCAGUGAUUUGGCUUCUUCGAUUCCCAGAAUUAGGAGAAGUCAACCUGCGACGGACGGCAAAGUUAUGGGCUGGCGAGGAAGUUGCUAGUCGCCUCAUUUUUACUGAUGUGGCGCCAAAAAGCCAGCAUAUCUCAAGGGCUCGAGUGUGUGAUUUGUUUCUCGACACACCAGAGUGCAAUGCCCAUACGACAGCGGCGGACGUUCUUUGGUCGAGUACACCUCUCCUCACACUUCCUCGGUAUCCAUACAAGAUGUGUUCUCGUAUGGCAGCGUCGAUCUUGAAGGGUGCUCUACCGAAAUCAGACGAAGGCCGGCGAGCUGCAGCAGAAUUGAUAGCUGCGGACGAAGAGGACUACGAGAAACGCGCAGUCCAGCUUGCAAGUGGGCUCAACUACACCAUAUCAGCAGAUGGCUAUGGCCAGGGCGAAGGCCGUGUUGCCGAAAUACGCAAGUUGUUAUGGGAAAGCAAGUGGCAUUGCGGCCUCUUUGAUACGAGAAGAUGGGUCAACGACGUUGAAACGGCAUAUGAGCAAGCAUGGCAACGAUGGGUCGCUGGCGAGGGCGGAGACAUUUAUCUAUGA
This is a messenger RNA of Fusarium sp. VM40, 4581 nucleotides long. The record is from the annotation of a GenBank genome assembly. NCBI's taxonomy places the organism in Eukaryota, Fungi, Ascomycota, Sordariomycetes, Hypocreales, Nectriaceae.